Messenger RNA from Coregonus clupeaformis (lake whitefish), 2000 nucleotides. Its product is annotated as elongation of very long chain fatty acids protein 1. Gene Ontology annotation, cellular component: endoplasmic reticulum membrane; endoplasmic reticulum. The record is from RefSeq and is a predicted model, not a curated record. The transcript has 8 exons. Gene Ontology annotation, biological process: fatty acid elongation, monounsaturated fatty acid; fatty acid elongation, polyunsaturated fatty acid; fatty acid elongation, saturated fatty acid. Gene Ontology annotation, molecular function: fatty acid elongase activity. The coding region runs from base 544 to 1503 and encodes 319 amino acids. Lineage: Eukaryota; Metazoa; Chordata; Actinopteri; Salmoniformes; Salmonidae.
UUUUGCUAUUUGGGGUUUUUCACACCGCCGGUUGAAAUAGAAGGCCAGCUCCCUCUUGCUUUUACUUUCUCACUCGUCCGGCUUGCACUCUCACUGACACAUAUACACUGCUCCCUCCCUCUCUCUCUCUCUCUCUCCCUUGCACUCCCUCUCUCUAUGUCUCGCUCUCUUUUCUGAACUCGUUAUUCAUCCACUGUGUUUGUGUGACAGGGAGGGUGGGGACUUGGAGGGCAGCAGUACCAGUCACACUUUGUCAGUUUGCUCUCUCUCUAACUCCUCUCCCUCCUCUAUCUCUUUAACUCACUCCCUCUCCCUCCUCUCUCUCUCUCGUUGUCCCUCCCUCUCUCUCCAAAUCUCUCCCUCGACUGCUGUCCUGGCCCUUCUCUUCAUCAGGACAGGGAGAGCUAGCUAGCUGUUCUCUGCGGCGAACAGGACUUGGCAUCCACACUGGCAUCCAUUAGCCCGCUCUGAGGAGAACAGGAAGUAAACCACAGCAACGACGAGGUGAUUGGGUAGUGAUACCACAGGAGGAAGCUAGUCAAAAUGCUCCAGGACAUUGGUGCUAGAACCAUGGAGGUCUACGAGUUCCUCAUGAAGGGAACAGACCCGCGAUUGUGGGGCUACCCACUCAUGCAGAGUCCGGUGAACAUGACGGCCAUCUUGCUGACCUACAUCUUCUUCGUGCUGGUCGCUGGGCCUCGCUUCAUGGCCAACAGGAAGCCCUUUCAGCUCAAGGAGGCCAUGAUCACCUACAACUUUACCAUGGUGGCGAUGUCAACCUUUAUUGUCUAUGAGUUCUUGAUGUCUGGCUGGGCCACAACAUACACAUGGAGAUGUGACGCAAUUGAUUACUCGGACAGCCCCAAAGGCCUUAGAAUGGUUCGAGUGGCCUGGUUGUUCUUGUUCUCCAAAUUCAUUGAGCUCUUGGACACGGUGUUCUUCGUUCUGAGGAAGAAACACGGCCAGAUCACCUUCCUGCACGUCUUCCACCACUCCUUCAUGCCCUGGACCUGGUGGUGGGGCGUCAGCUUCGCUCCCGGGGGAAUGGGCUCUUUCCAUGCCAUGGUGAAUUCCAUCGUCCACAUCAUCAUGUACUCCUACUACGGCCUGUCUGCGGCUGGACCACGAUUCCAGAAGUUCCUCUGGUGGAAGAAGUACAUGACCGCCAUCCAGCUGGUUCAGUUUGUGAUGGUGUCACUUCACGCCACCCAGUAUUACUUCAUGAAGAGCUGUGACUACCAGGUCCCCCUGUUCAUCCACCUCAUCUGGAUGUACGGCACCUUCUUCUUUGUGCUCUUCUCCAACUUCUGGUACCAGGCUUACGUAAAGGGCAAGAGGUUGCCCAAGCAGGAUACCAAUCCCAGCCUCAACGACAAGGCCAACGGGACCACCUUGGUCGCCAAUGGCAAGUACCAUGAGAACAGUACCAGCAAUGGCACCAGCAACAGUUCCAGUCACCACAAAAAUGGCAGUGCCCAUGCAGGCAAAAUGAAGAAGUCCUAGGAUCUUCGGAAAAUAACACCCAAGACGCAUGAAUAUGAGAUCCCGCACAAACUACAAUGGAUUCCAAAUAAUGUUUUGGUUAUAUUUAUUUUCUGAUCGUUAAGUUUUAUUCCGCACAACAACCUGGGGAAAUGAUGUGGUCAAUGAUUUCCUCAGUUGGGGUCCCACAUUAACAGUUUUUUUCUUUAAAAUGGGAAACUAACUAUGGAACACAAUGUAUGAAGAGAAGACAUGUUAUUAUGACCUAAUGUUAUCUUCACUGAUGUUGCCAACGAAGACUACGAAGGUUACAUACUGUACGUACAUGUGCGCACAAACACCUGUCGCCACCCGAUCAUGUCCCUCUGACCCCCUGUAGACAGAUGACACUGUACAAUUUCUAUCAUCAAAUUUGAACACACCUUUGUAAAUAGUUUUACCGUCAAAAACAACUAAUGAAAUUGGUAUGCUGUUGGUAUGCUGUUAAAUUAAAUACCAAUAAAUUACAUUUUAUGUAA